UAUUUAAAUGUCAAAAUUUAGCAGAGUUUAUGUCGGUUAACCUUUCUCCGUGCAUAUUAAUUUUAACAUUUGCGUUCUCUUAUAACGAGCGGGAUUUAUGCAAACUAUGCAGGAGUUUCCUUACGUUUUGUCAGAAUACGAAGAAAUAAAUUCUCUUCUUUAUAAACCUAUCAAUUCGACCCAACGAAUCAAGUACACAUGUUUCAAUACAUCUCCCAAUUACAUUAUACUGGGUUCAACCAGUGGCAGUAUUUACCUGUUUUCAAAGAAAAAAUGCUCAUUUUUACAACUAAUACCUUUAUCGGAAGGAGCAGUUUCUCAUGUUCUCAUAUCACCUGAUGAAAAGAUAAUUGCACUGGCAACAAUACGUAGGGUGGUUUGUUUGGUAGCUUUGAAACCUACGCCAAAAUUGAUAGCCACUUCAAUGGAACAUAAAAACGAACAAAUUAACUGCCUUUGUUGGAAUGAUAAUAGUUCUGAAAUAUAUAUUGGAGAUUGGAAUGGCAAAGUUUCCAUUAUGACAUUAUCCAUUUUCACUGUAAACGGCAUGUUUCAAGCACCAGCCUGUACAUUAAUGAAUUUGGAUUCGGCCAUUGUGCAACUUAGUUUCUCUUCACCUUUAUUGUUAGUGUCGACCUUAACUCGUUGUUAUAUAUGCGAUACGGUACAAGAACAAUACAAACAAAUAGGGAAUAAAACACGUAACGGAGAAUACGGCGCUUGUUUCUAUAAAACGUACCUUACAAAUACUAAAAGUACCAUAAUUAACCAAAAGGAAGAGAAAAUCAAUAGAAAGCGUUCCUUUAAUUUAAUUCCCGAGGGUAUUAGCAGCGUACAAGUAGAAAAUUUCCCUCAAAUUUUUUGUGCUCGUCCAGGUUCUAGACUUUGGGAAGUGUCUGCAAAUGGACUUGUUAUUAAAACUCAUCAGUUUAAAAAAGCACUAGCUAUUCCACCAGUAACCAUAUGCAGACCGAAUAUUAGGAAAUCCUCUUAUCAGAAGCAAAUGGAGGAAACUUGGGCUCCGCAAUCCGUUAUCUUUUCACAUUUGUUUGUCGUAGCGGAGAAAUAUUUAUUUUGGUAUACUUCUAAUGGUCUGUACAUAGUUGAUCCUGUGACCGCAACAGUAGUACUUUGGAACAACGAAUUUUCGAAUAUAAGUAUGGCAGAGACUAUAGAAAACAGAAUAUAUUUGAUGACUUCCAACGGAGAAUUUCAUUGUUUAGUUCUGUGUUUCUUAGAUUCUCUAAUAUUACAAUUGUACAAUAGGAAGAAAUACUACGAAUGCUUAGAGACGUGUCUUUUGCAUAAAGUACAACUGAAGACGUUAAUAAAGAGUAAUGAGAUUAACAAAAUAUGUGAUAUCGAAAACAAGCUUGAAGUACUUAAAGAUGACGAGUUGUCGACGCUGUUGCAUCCUUUAAAGCUUCUAUUGGAAUCUAAUUCUAAGAUAAGCCCGAAGAAAUUAGAUUCGGGUAUCGUUGUCGUUAAUUCCGGAAAUCCGGACUUGCGAGAGGAAAACUUUAAAUACAAGUCUCAUUGUUCCUCGCAAAAUAACGGAAGUCCUUGUGAAUCCGAAUUAACGAUAGAGGCCGAUGCGUUGGUUUGUUUAUCAACUGAUUCGACCAAUGAAAUAAAGGAAGAUGAAGAUGGAAAUUGCAAUACAACAAAUAAAGUAGAAAGUAAUGACGAGAAAUUAUCGGAGACUACACAAGAAUUGAAUUCGAAUAAAAGUGCGAUGCAAAGAAUACAAACAGAUUUGGAAGCUAUAUACACAUUAAUUCGAGAUAUUAGACUAUCUAUGAACGAAGGGGAAUUAGAGACAAUAAUGUCACGCAUAAAUUGGAGAAUGAAUGUUAUCAGAGAUUCGUACGAAACGUUAACAGAUUUGAAAAGCUUCGUGUACGAAAUCGUAAGAAGCGCAGAAUUAUAUUACUUCAGUACUCUGUUAGAGAAUACUCGAACACAGUUAAUUCAAUCGACCGAGAAUAAGUACAUUAUAAAACAGAUAAUGAAAGCUUUUGUUAAUAUAAAUGCACAAACCUGCAGUAGGUGUACCUGUGGUAGUCCAUGCCCAACAAACGAAUUAGUCGAACCAAAGUUCCUAGGGAUUGGUAGACCCUUUCUUAAAAGAUUUGUAGUUGAAAAUAAAGAGCAAUGUAUAAAUUUAUGUAACAGAGUACCUUACAUGUGGCGAGAAUAUUUACCAAUGUACGUGGAACAGCACGGUGUACCGAUGAACGAUAUACUGCAACAGUGCCUUCAGAUUAGAGACAGUAUUGUGCUUUCCAUUCUGUUGCCUUUAUUGGAUGAAAAACAGUGGAACCUUGUCGCAAUGUAUGUAAAAGAAAUAGAGAAAGGGCAGUGUCUAUUCUGCGGUAAAUCUAUAAAGAAUGGAAACAACGAAAUAUCAAUAAAAUGGAGCAAUGUGAUACACGAAAUUAUGAAAAAGCAAGGACCCGAUGUUGCUAUGACGCUAUUAGUGAAGUUGGAAAAAAUUAUACCAAAUGUUCCUAUUGAUAAAAGUAUAUUUCAGUCGCUUAUAUUUACAAAAAUCUUAUAUCAACAUGGAAUGAAACGUGUCGUUAAUUUCAAUAAAAACACUCUCGGAUCAUCCGAAUACAGCACAAUAUGUUCCACGAAGAUUCGAGAUCAACUGGUAGAAGUUCUCGAAAAUGAUCUAGAUAGACCUAUUAAUAAAAACAUAUUUGGAAGCGGAGCUCAUCAUUGGGGGAUGCAUUUUCAAAAUAAACACGCGACAUGUCCCUGUUGCACGUUAUCCCUUCAGACACCAGUUCUGUUAGGUAACAAUGGAAUUGCAAUAUUUGGUUGCGGCCACGCUUAUCACGUAAACUGUAUGAUAGAAAAGAAACUUACGACCUGUAAUCUUCAUUCUUAAAUUGUAUAUACGUAUAUAGCAAACAACAAAUCACGUAAAAGAAACUAUCGACGCGUAAGCGUAGCUCCCGUAAUGAUAUUUAAGCGAACAAAUUGCACGUUGCUCGUCUAGUCAUAGAAAUACAAAUUUUUCGCGUGUACUUUUACAAAAUACGAACAAUUAGCUUUAUAAGCAUAUAUGUAAAUUUAUUGUCCUGAUACAAAUCUUUGUCGCAGACAAAUUUUAUGAUUUAACAAUGAACUGUUAAGCGAACUUAGAAAAUAAACGUUUAUGCCUGAAUCUCUCUGGUGAUAUAAUUAAAUUGUAAUUAAUUGAACGGUGUUGUUAAAGCAUUGUAAAAUACAAUUUUGUUUUCGUACAAAACUAAAUAGUAAAAAUGACAAUGUGUAUCAUACUUGUUACACAAGGAAUACAAAAGUUGUACUUUGAA
This is a messenger RNA of Colletes gigas, 3326 nucleotides long. RefSeq names its product Hermansky-Pudlak syndrome 5 protein (gene pink). The coding region runs from base 98 to 2896 and encodes 932 amino acids. Gene Ontology annotation, cellular component: cytoplasm. Gene Ontology annotation, biological process: developmental pigmentation. The record is from RefSeq and is a predicted model, not a curated record. Gene Ontology annotation, molecular function: protein binding. NCBI's taxonomy places the organism in Eukaryota, Metazoa, Arthropoda, Insecta, Hymenoptera, Colletidae. The transcript is spliced from 6 exons.